AUUGCGUGAGAGACUGGCGAGUUCACGGAAAUCGCAGCAUCGCUUUCGGUACAAGUUGAAUCACUUGGUGUCACCGCUUCUGCAAACGCGUAAAAUAAAUACGGGACAGCAAGAUGAAAAUGCGAAACAUGUAACUGCGUAUCACAAAAAUUCCCGGAAAAUUGAUCGCAGACGAUCCGAGGCGCUAUUAAAAUUUUUGGCUAAACUUAAAAUACGCAAAUUAUCGAAAAGUCAGGCACGGAUUAACGAAUGCAAAUCCGUGACUUCUAAUUAUAGCAUUAGUCAUGCUGGAGACACGAUGAAUCUGCCAUUGCAUCGCAACACAUACGAAAAUGCGAUCAAUAAAGAAUCAACCAACUUAAUAAUUGUUGCGAAAAAUAAAACGGAACCAAAAUUCCCGUUUAUAUCUUACAAUUAUGAGGCAGCUAUUAGUCAACCAGAUAUUCCUAUACGUUCAAAAGUUGAUAAUAACACAAGUUGGUCAGAGCCCAUUGACGAAUUGUCGGCGCCAACCACAACAAGAAAUCUGUAUGCUUGUGGAAAAGCAAAUGUAACUGUUAAAAGAAGAGGAAUUACUUUUAAAUCGAAGACACAAGUAAAGAAAUUUACAAAAAAUCGUCCACUAUUAUUGUCCUGCAAUAUUGAUAAGAUUAAAGAAAAGUCGAUACCUUCUUCGGAAAUUCAAGAUGUCAAAAAUUUUGAAAAGGAAAAUAACUAUGAUGUUACUCUAAAUCGCAGACUGUCGUUUAAUUCUCAUCAAGUUCGUUCUAACAAAAUUUUUUCUUUAGAUCUAUUAAAUUUGAAACUAAUCUGUAUAAUAUUUAAAAGGAUUUAAUACAAAAGACACCAAGAAUCGUAAAAAAUGAUAAAGAUCUUGUGAAUGAAGUUGUCAGUGUAUCUCAAGAAAAUCCCAGUAAAAUUAAAGAUACAAAA
This is a messenger RNA of Pogonomyrmex barbatus (red harvester ant), 933 nucleotides long. RefSeq lists its product as uncharacterized. The record is from RefSeq and is a predicted model, not a curated record. Lineage: Eukaryota; Metazoa; Arthropoda; Insecta; Hymenoptera; Formicidae.